UGAAAUUGUUAACCUUGUCCUUCUUGAUGCCUCGUUCUGAGUCCCAAGGCUAUUGGUUUCCUGCCGCGCUUUUAGUAAAAGGCGGACACUGCUGCGAAGCGUUUCUCUCUUCCCGCUGUCCUCGGCUGCACACGGAGGCAAACCGACAAUUUAACCGCUAGAACGAGCAGUCGGGGAAAUAAAUAGAAGGAGUGACGGAGAAAGAGAGAGAGAGACAGAGAGGGAGAGAGAGCGAGAGAGAGAGAGAAAGCAAGAGAGAUGAAGCAAGACCGACAGAGAGAGAAGCAGAUAUGGGGCGUUCAUUAGAGUGAGAUAACGGAGAAAGAUAAGCCUACCCCUGUCCAGCACUCUAAAAUGUGCUAGAAGGAGAGCGAUCCUCAGUGUAGUUUACCGCUUCCCACAGCAGAGGCGGUGGAGCGAAAGCCUUGCGUCGGAGUAGUGGGAUUAUCCCUUCUUUCUCGCAAUGGAAACUGAAUGAAAAACGUUGGACAGUUGUUUUAAACUCCAGUGCUUUCGCUUACAAUUCUUGCCAAAUCGCAUCCUGCUAUGUUAUUCUCCUUUUAUUUCAACUUCAUAUGUGGAUUCGGAGGGACAUUCUAAAAGGUAACCAACCUACGGCGCAACAGCUGCUCUACAAGUAGUUAGCCCCAGGAAAAGCUCUUAUUUUUGUGGAUACAGAAAUGUGCAUGGUAUUCCCCCACCCCUGCCUCUCUCCAGAUGGUGAGUGAGCUGAAGCCAAGCUGGUUGUGAAGGUGCUGGUGGACUUGUCCCUGUCCUCGCCCCAAGCCAGACUCACCAUGGCGUCGGGAGUAGCGGCGUGGCUGCCCUUCGCCCGCGCUGCUGCUAUUGGCUGGAUGCCCGUGGCCAACAUGCCCAUGCCCAUCGCCCCCACCGAGAAGAACAAACGCGCAGACGAGCUCAUCGUCCUCAAUGUAAGUGGACGCCGAUUUGAGACCUGGAGGAAUACGCUAGAUAGAUAUCCCGACACCUUACUGGGCAGUUCAGAGAAAGAGUUUUUCUACAAUGAGGAAACCAAAGAGUACUUUUUUGACCGAGACGCGGAUGUGUUCCGCGCUGUUCUCAACUUCUAUCGCACGGGCAAGCUGCAUUACCCCCGCUCCGAGUGCAUCACGUCCUACGACGAAGAGCUGUCCUUCUUCGGGAUCAUCCCUGAGAUCAUUGGAGACUGCUGCUACGAAGAGUACAAGGACCGUAGGCGUGAGAACCAAGAGAGACUGAUGGACGAUGACGAGGACAAGAAAGAUGCCAAGCUUCCCAAUAUGACGUUCAGAGAGACCAUGUGGAGGGCCUUCGAGAACCCUCACACCUCCACCAUGGCCCUGGUGUUCUACUAUGUCACCGGCUUCUUCAUCGCCAUCUCAGUCCUCACCAACGUGGUGGAGACGGUGCCUUGCGGUGCCACCCCUAACACCAAAGAGGUGACGUGCGGCGAUCGCUACACAGUAGCCUUCUUCUGCAUGGACACGGCCUGCGUCCUCAUCUUCACAGUAGAGUACCUCAUGAGACUGUUUGCUGCGCCAAGCCGUUACCGCUUCAUGCGCAGCGUGAUGAGCAUCAUCGACGUGGUGGCCAUCUUGCCCUACUACAUUGGCUUGGUGAUGACAGACAACGAGGAUGUGAGCGGGGCCUUCGUGACGCUCCGGGUCUUCCGGGUCUUCCGUAUCUUCAAGUUCUCCCGUCACUCUCAAGGGCUGCGCAUCCUGGGGUACACGCUGAAGAGCUGCGCCUCAGAGCUGGGCUUCCUCCUCUUCUCCCUCACCAUGGCCAUUAUUAUCUUCGCUACCGUUAUGUUCUACGCCGAGAAAGGUUCCACGUCGAGCAAGUUCACCAGCAUCCCAGCCUCAUUCUGGUACACCAUCGUUACUAUGACGACACUUGGAUAUGGAGACAUGGUUCCUAAGACGAUUGCGGGGAAGAUAUUUGGUUCUAUCUGUUCUCUGAGUGGGGUGUUGGUCAUUGCCCUGCCUGUCCCAGUCAUUGUGUCCAACUUCAGCCGCAUCUACCACCAAAACCAGAGAGCUGACAAAAGACGGGCACAGAAGAUGCAGAAAGCACGUCUGGCCAGGAUACGAAUAUCCAAGACAGGAAGCUCUAAUGCCUUCCUCCACAGCAAACGGAAUGGCCUCUUCAGCGAAGCCUUGGAGCUCACGCAACUUCCUUACAAGAUGAACCUUUCAGACCAGAGUUCCAUUGAGGAGGAGCAGCACCUGAGCAAGAACCAGUCCCUAUUAGAGAGCCAACACCACCACCUGCUGCAUUGUCUGGAGAAAACCACAAAUCAUGAGUUUGCAGAUGAGCUGUGUUAUGAGCAGAGCUACCUGGAGGGGGCACUCCAGAGCUAUCCGUCUCAAAGCCCCUCCCUCUCCAGCCAAGAAGGCAUGACGGGCACCUGCUGUACCCGCCACACCAAGAGGAACCACGCCCCUUUACCCAACUCCAGUAUUCCCACGUGCGCUCUCUCACACACACACCCUCAUCAUAACCUGCAGGAGCUCAGCACUAUCCACAUCCAGCCCCUCAACACCAGUCGCUCCAGUCUGAACAUGCGUGUGGACGAACCCGCGCGCCUCAACUGCCAGAGUGGCACGAUCACCACUGCGAUCAUCAGCAUUCCGACGCCCCCAGCGACCACUCCUGAGAGCGACGCCCACCCUCCACCCCCAGGCCCCGCCCUUCAGAACGUUGUGAAGGUGUCUGCGCUGUGAGAGUAGAAGCGCAGCAGGACGCGCGGACAGACAGACAGACAGACAGAUAGGAUGGAUAGACAGACUCAUGCAGAUAGACAGAAGGACAGUGCGAAGGAUACGACAGACGAGCAGGCGAAUGCUCUGAAGGCCGAGUCCCAGACUGAAGACAUGGAGAAGGACUGCCUACUGGUGGAGAUCUACUGUAAUGACAUGGACUUCCUGUAGAAAUGGAGGAUGGAUUUUAGAUACAGUCUACUGUAGGUGUCUGGGCGCUUCUGUAUGUUUGAGUGUGCGUUUUGUGUGUGUUUGGUAGGUUAUAAGUGUGAGAGAGAGAAUGUGUUAGAGAAAAUAAAAAAGGUUUGAGUUUUUGGAGUGUAUGAAAGAGAAGCACUUGAUGGGUCGCUGGAGAGAUGUAGAGCAGUAAAGUCACAUGUCACUGGGCACGCAGCACCUUUUUAUGGUUAGUGCUAUCCGGGAUCAUUGGGACAUCCCUACACUAAAACCUUAACCUUUACCUAACCCUAACCUUAACCCUUACCUUAACAAUAACCUUCACCUAACCUUAACCCUCACCUUAACAAUAACACUUACUUAACCCUAACCUUAACAAUAACCCUUACCUCACCCUAACCUUAACCAUUUUAAAUUUCAACUUCAAUGGGGGGUAUGGAUGUCCCAAGGAUCCCGGAUAGCAAGGAUGACCUUUUUAUGGUUUGGAACCUGAGUUUGACAUUUGACCUGUCUGGUCUUUACAUCGUUACAGCAGGAAGCAGUGAUCAUAUCAAAGAAAAGAACUUAGACAUAUUGACAUCAUUAAAGUUUUCCUCUGGUUUGUUAUGUUAUUUAUGGUUAGAUUCAGUUUGAUCCACUUAUUCGUCGUCAUAGAUACAUGUCAAUCACCAUCCAAAAUCUUUUUCCUUUUCUUUUUUUUCUCCCCAGGUAUAAUUUAAUUUCACAGUGAAAAUUCUUAACAAAUCAAACUAUGGUAGGUGUCUGUAUCAGAGAUACUAGUGGGUUUCUUAUAUUUGUGAACGUGUACGUGUGUAUGCCUGUAUGAGCGUGUGUGAGUUUGAGGAGCUGUCUGUAGUUGAGCUCUUUCUUUAAGUGUCCAUGGCUCUGUAUAUGUGUGACUAGCUGCCACUCAUGGAAAGCUCAUGUACAUAUUUUUGUCCAAAAUUCUCAGCUGGAAGCCUUUUACACAAUAUGUGCCUGUUUCGUUUGAGUAAAUUCUUGAUUUUAUUUCUCUCUUUUUUUGUAGGUCGGUUUCCCUCCCUUUGCUUUCCUCUGGGCUCUAGUUGUAGAUAUUCAACAGACCUUUUAUGUAAACUUGCUUCAUUAUCCAACACCAAGACCAAAAAGGUUGUAUUUAAACUUAAACCACGUCUAACUAAAAGCACAAGGUGUUUGCUGAGAAUUUCUGACAGAGAUCUGUCCAGAGCCUGGGUUAUAUUGUGAAUAUUGUUAAUAGAAUAUUUUGUAAUAUUUUCCCAUUGUUUGGCAGAGCCCGUGAAGCUGUCCUCUCUCUCUUUCUCUCUCGUUGUCGUCCUGUGUAUCUCUUUCUCUCUCGUUGUCGUCCUGUGUAUCCUUUCCUCCGUUCUGUGUGAAGAACAGUAUGCUUUUGGUAGUUGUUUUUAGUCGUCAAUGUUUUCUCCCCAAACUCAGCUGGCAUUUUUCAAAGUUGUUGGGUGUCUGUAAUCUUCUAUGUGGAUAGAAACUUGGUGUUUGUACUUUUUCUGUGGCCUUCCAUGUUUUUCUCCUGGGACAUUCUAGGUCUUAAAUUUUUUUUUUUUUCCUGGAGAACUUGAACCUGGGACAUCUGUUGUCAUGGUGACCACAGAGACAUGGAGGACUGGAUGACACCCACCCAUGGACCUAAACCAACCUUAACAUCUAACACUAGCCAUUUAUCUUCUUGGUUACAGGGUCUGAAAUGUCUCUUUACCAGACACUAGAGUUGGGCUCAGUUCAUUUCAGUAUAUUCAGACUGAAUUCAGACACCAACCCUUCCAGAGAUACAGGCACACAAAGGGGCAAAGGGGCAGAGUAGAUCCAUGGCAUCUAUCUACGACAUGACACAGGACCUGUGAUUCAACCAAACCAAAAGGGUUCAACUAUGUUGGAUCAGGAAGUUAGUGGUAUUGUUUAUUUAGUAAAUGACCUGCAUUUGUAAGCACAGGUAUUGUUACUUUAGAACUCGAUGAUGUAUUCCGUGACCAUAGCUCCCAGGAUCUAAUAUAGACCCAGUCGUUAUGGGAUAGAACGUUGCGAUCUUGCCCUCCUGUAGGGAAAACAACCUGUGGUUACCUACAGUGCAUUCGGAAAGUAUUCAGACCCCUUGACUUUCUAAAAAUGUUCUUACAGCCUUAUUCUAAAAUUGAAUAAAUAUAAAAUGUCCUCAUCAAUCUACACACAAUACCCCAUAACGACA
Molecule: messenger RNA, 5136 nt
Organism: Oncorhynchus gorbuscha (pink salmon)
Lineage: Eukaryota; Metazoa; Chordata; Actinopteri; Salmoniformes; Salmonidae
Gene: kcnd3
Product: potassium voltage-gated channel, Shal-related subfamily, member 3
Exons: 8
Coding region: 798-2726 (642 amino acids)
Biological process (GO): protein homooligomerization; potassium ion export across plasma membrane
Cellular component (GO): membrane; voltage-gated potassium channel complex; neuronal cell body
Molecular function (GO): protein binding; A-type (transient outward) potassium channel activity
Source: RefSeq, a predicted model, not a curated record